Molecule: messenger RNA, 877 nt
Organism: Peromyscus leucopus (white-footed mouse)
Lineage: Eukaryota; Metazoa; Chordata; Mammalia; Rodentia; Cricetidae
Gene: Cldn11
Product: claudin 11
Exons: 3
Coding region: 184-807 (207 amino acids)
Biological process (GO): cell adhesion; bicellular tight junction assembly
Cellular component (GO): bicellular tight junction; plasma membrane
Molecular function (GO): structural molecule activity
Source: RefSeq, a predicted model, not a curated record
GCUGCCCAGCAGCGCUGCUGUCCCCGCCGUGCGCACCUGUCUUCGCCGCAGCUCGCUCCCGCUCCACCUCCGAGCAUCCCGGAGCCAGCGGCUCGCGAGGGCGGCAGAGGGCAAGCCUAGGGCAGGCUCUGUCCAGGCCGGCGCAGGAGGCACAGUCCGUGAGGGUCGAGCACUGCGGCCACCAUGGUAGCCACUUGCCUGCAGGUGGUGGGCUUCGUCACGAGCUUCGUGGGUUGGAUCGGCAUCAUCGUCACCACGUCUACCAAUGACUGGGUGGUGACCUGCAGCUACACCAUCCCCACCUGCCGAAAAAUGGACGAACUGGGCUCCAAGGGGCUGUGGGCCGACUGUGUCAUGGCCACCGGUCUCUACCACUGCAAGCCCUUGGUGGACAUCCUCAUCCUCCCGGGCUACGUGCAGGCUUGCAGAGCUCUCAUGAUUGCUGCUUCGGUCCUGGGUCUGCCAGCCAUCCUUCUGUUGCUGACGGUUCUUCCCUGCAUCCGCAUGGGCCACGAGCCUGGAGUGGCCAAGUACAGGCGAGCCCAGCUGGCCGGGGUGCUCCUCAUCCUGCUGGCUCUCUGCGCCAUUGUCGCCACCAUCUGGUUCCCUGUCUGCGCCCACCGUGAGAUCACCAUCGUGAGCUUUGGCUACUCGCUGUACGCAGGCUGGAUCGGAGCUGUGCUGUGCCUGGUGGGUGGCUGCGUCAUCGUCUGCUGCUCCGGGGACGCACAGUCAUUUGGAGAAAACCGUUUCUAUUACUCCUCUGGCUCCAGCUCGCCAACGCAUGCCAAGAGUGCCCACGUAUAAGAGGGCUGCUCCGCUGCCCACCGAGGUGCUGGGCCUGGGGCCCUGGGUUUGCUCGCCGCCGCGCGCUGCC